AUGGCCUCCUCGUCAGAGAACACGGGCACGCCGCUGGAGGAGGAGCAGCCCCAGGCCCCACCGACGCCGAACCCAGAGCCUACCGAGGCGGCGGCGCCCGACGAGGCGGAGGAGGAGCCGCAAACCCUAGAGCGACCGCAGGAGCUCUUCGACAGGGGCGCCAAGGCCAUCGAGGACAAGGACUUCGUCGAAGCCGUAGACUGCCUCAGCCAAGCGCUCGAGAUCAGGACUUCACAUUAUGGAGAGCUCGCGUUGGAGUGUGCCAGCACAUACUUCAAAUAUCCACGUGAAGCAGAGAAAAUAUUUGUUCCAAAGGCCUUUAGCAAGAUUCAGAAUCUAGAGACAAGUGAUUUUAAGGACAAGUGCUAUGGUUUUUUUUUUUUUUGCUACACAUACAACCUGCAAGCUUGGGCCUUCCAGCGGCACUUUAACUGCUUUAGCUACACAAUAGUGAAUGGCAAGGUUGAAAUUGCAUUGUUGGAGAUGUCUAACAUCUGUAGAAAUUGCAGGUUCCCUAUUUCAUCGGGGAGGAGACAAAUCUUUGUGGAACGUAGUCCUAGGCACCUCAAGUCAACUAACUUCCCAAUACCGCAAUUAUCAAGAAGCUUAGUGAUAAAUGAUGAAGAAGUGAAGGACGGGUUAAUUGAAGAAUUGAAAACUGUAAACUUGAGCAAAUUUGUCAGUGAAGCAGUUUCUUACAUUUGUGCUGCUAAGCUUCGUUCUACUGACAUACAAGCUGCAGUUCAGUUGCAAUCACUACUUUUAGUAGCACAAGGCACAUGCUUCCACAACCAGAUUGGCUUGGAUGGUUUUGGAGGAUGUUCUUUGUCUCUAGAGGAAGUAGAUGUGAUCGGUGUAGUUUUCAGAAAAAGAUCUAUCAGAGCAAAACUCUUAGAAAUGUUGCCUAUUGUUAUUGUGUGUCCCAACGGCCCAGGAGCCCAAUACCCUACCGCCGGCGUCGAAGAUGAGGAGCUUGCCAGCCUUAGGGUUCGGGGGUCAGGGGGUCCAAUCACCGACGGCUAUACAAAGGGGUUUGGGGGCGACCGUCGCGACACGACAAUGGUGGCGCCCGAGACAGCGGUUGGGCAGGGCAGCGGGGGCGCAGCCCGCCUGGGAGGUGGGAGAGGGCAGUUGGGAGGGGCUGGCGGCGGGUUCACCACCACGGGAGUAGUCUACGGUGGCUCUGUCAUUAGGGGAGGGCAGGGUCGAAGAGCGAUGGUGGGAGGUGGGCGGCGCGACGAAGCCGCCGGUGGAGAGAGUAGAAGCCCGGGUGCGGCGGUGCCAGAACCGGCAGGGCGGGGGCAGCAGUAG
This is a messenger RNA of Miscanthus lutarioriparius, 1311 nucleotides long. Lineage: Eukaryota; Viridiplantae; Streptophyta; Magnoliopsida; Poales; Poaceae. The record is from the annotation of a GenBank genome assembly.